Molecule: messenger RNA, 2837 nt
Organism: Chelmon rostratus (copperband butterflyfish)
Lineage: Eukaryota; Metazoa; Chordata; Actinopteri; Chaetodontiformes; Chaetodontidae
Gene: mthfsd
Product: methenyltetrahydrofolate synthetase domain containing
Exons: 8
Coding region: 108-1535 (475 amino acids)
Cellular component (GO): cytoplasm
Molecular function (GO): RNA binding
Source: RefSeq, a predicted model, not a curated record
CACUGACAAGCAGCUGUUCCUACAGUAUUACGUUACAGAGCUCACGUGUAGGCUUUGACUGCGUGUAGUUUCACCGAGAAAAGAUCAUUUAUUUCACUAGAAACACAAUGGAGCCUGCUAUAGUCAUAAAACCCGGAGCGUCGAAGUGGGACAUUCGUCAGAAAGUUUGGGACUACAUCGAGGAGAAGAACCUGGCCAACUUCCCGAGGCCUGUUCACAACAGAAUCCCAAACUUCAAGGGUGCGGUUCAAGCAUGCAACAGGCUUGCAGACCUGCAGGAGUUCAAGUCCAGCCAGACAGUCAAAGUAAACCCAGACAGACCCCAGCAGCAGGCACGCUUUGUCACUCUUGAAGCGCGGAAAACUUUAUUGGUCCCAACUCCUCGUCUUCGCACCGGCCUUUUCAAUAAUAUUACUCCUCCCCAAGGGGCCAGCAAAGAACAGCUACGCAUAUGUUCCUCCUCGCAGGGUGUGAAAGACUUCAGCGUGCCCGUCGGCCUGGAUGCGAAGGUGAAGGUAGACCUGGUGGUGGUCGGCUCUGUGGCGGUGUCAGAGAAAGGCUUUCGGAUUGGGAAAGGAGAGGGCUAUGCUGACAUGGAGUAUGGCAUGAUGGCCUCAAUGGGAGCUGUGGAUGAGUCCACUGUGGUGGUUACUGUUGUCCAUGACUGCCAGGUGGUGGAUAUUCCAGAGGAGUUAAUAGAAAGUCAUGACCUGACGGUGGACUACAUCCUCACACCCACCAGAGUUAUUCAAACUAAAUGCCAGCUCCCCAAACCACAAGGAAUCAUCUGGACUAAGCUGGACACAGAAAAGCUGGAGAGGAUCCCCAUCCUGAAGAAGCUGCGUGCUCAGGAGGAGCAGGCUGGAAAGGAUGUAACACUGGGGGCCGCGCCUGUUGCAGCAGAGCCCGGUGUGCAGACUGCUCAGCCCAGAAGACAAACCAGACAGAGGCCAAGACAGAGCACGCAGCAGGGUCCCGAGGGAGAAUCCAGACAGGAUAGAAGAGCGCAGUCAGAACAGGAAGCCAGACAGCGCCCAGCUAGAGUGAGGAAAGAAAGAAGAGGAGAUGUAGGUGGAGGUAAAGAGGGAGAAAUCAAUGAGAGAGGAAAGGGAAGAAGAGGAGGGAAUGUGAAGGAGAAGGGCCCAGAGGAGGGUGGAAGUGAAGUCAUGUCUCAGCGUAAGCUCCCUCUGAGUGUGACCACAGUGUACCUGGGCGGUAUCCCUGCUGGCCUGCGAGUCAGUGAGCUGAAAACUGCCCUCAGAGAGAGGGAGGCCGCCCCGCUCAGGCUCACCUGGCAGGGAGCUCAACACAGGGCCUUCCUGGACUACAGCGACCCACAGACUGCAGAGCAGGCCCUGGCGGCUCUGCAGGAUCUCAGCCUGAAUGGUCACAGUCUGCAGGCUGAGCUGGCCAAGAGCCAGCGGGGAGGCAAGAGGUCCGGACAGUCCAAUAGGAGGCCGAGACCACCAGCGGCUCCGAAAACUAAAACAGUACCAGAUACUAAGAGUGACAGCAAUGAAAUGACUGAGCAGUAACAGCAGCAGGCAAAACGCUACAUGACGUGAAACGCCUUAAGAUAGAUAGAUCUAUCAUAUCAUACAUGACGUGAAACGCCUUAAGAAGGUUUAGUUAGUUUGUUUUUUUUAAUAUUUCUGGAUUUAUAGGUUGACCUCAAUUACUAAUAAGCUUAACAGAAUAUUUGAAAUAUGCAAUGGCUGAACUUCAGCAUCAUAAAGCAUUGCACUAGAACAGUGAUUUAAACACUUCACAGAACUUAACCAGUUAUCUGUGUGCCUUGUUUCUUCACACACACCUCCUGGUCUGUGUGUCCCUACAGCCUUCUUUCCUUGAAGGUGGUUUUUGGGGUAAUUCAGUAUUUUGUUAGAAUAAGUGUUGAGUGAAUUUUACAAGUAGAGUACAUUUUAUUUCCAGCCGUCAGUAUUAUCUCCUCCAACAAGAUCACGUUUUCAAACCUGUUUGUCUGCCUGUUGGUUAAUUCCGAAACACUGAACUAAGGCCAUGGGCCAAAGAAGAACAGGUUCGUUUUUGUUGCAGAUAGCGCCACCAUGUGGCCAUUUAAUCAAUUCAUGAAAUCCUGAGGACUCCUGAGCCAUGAAGCCUUAGAAGAAAAAUGAUCAAUUCCUUGGUCUAACAUUUACAUAUUCACACUAAUGUUCGACCACACAGAUUUUCCACCAUUUGAAUGUUUUAUGUAAAACAUAUUUUUUGCUAUUUCGACAAAUUUGAUCCAAUCUUCACAAAACUUGUUAUGUUUGACUGACUCUAAAAACCUGAUUCUUUUUAUUCCAUUGCCAUCUUGUGAGAUAGAUGUGGCCCAUUUGACAUCAACUGCCAUAAAUCUGGAGCAUAUUGUGCAGUUUCAACCUAAUUUAGAGCACAUGCAAACAUAUUAGCAAGUUGUUUGGCCACAUUGAUUACAGACUCUGUACACGCUACAGUAAUAUAAUAUAUUAAAUGUGACCCUGGAUUUAAGUAUUUUCUAAACAUCAGUGUCAUUGCCUAUCUGUGUAUUUUGACUUACUUAUUCUAAACAUCUAAACCUAUUUUAUUAAAAAAAAAAAAAACAGACGCAGAGGCUUGUGCAGCCUUGUUGGAGCUGUACUUUUUGCUUUUUGCUUGCUUAGGUUUUUUCAGAAUGUUUUGCUUAUAGACAUUGUACAUUUCAACAGUGAUAUUUGUAUGUUUUAUUAAUAAAAGUGACAUAUUCAUUGUAUUCUGUGUGGUCAGGUAAGGAAGAUACGCUGCAAUGCCUGAAUGAAGUGUUGUAGUGCUGAUGCAUCUGUUUGGAACACAUAAUAACUUUCUCUACUAAAGCG